Messenger RNA from Gadus chalcogrammus (walleye pollock), 822 nucleotides. RefSeq names its product SIX homeobox 3b (gene six3b). The coding region runs from base 1 to 822 and encodes 273 amino acids. The record is from RefSeq and is a predicted model, not a curated record. Gene Ontology annotation, biological process: regulation of transcription by RNA polymerase II; eye development. Gene Ontology annotation, molecular function: RNA polymerase II cis-regulatory region sequence-specific DNA binding; DNA-binding transcription factor activity, RNA polymerase II-specific. The transcript has 2 exons. Gene Ontology annotation, cellular component: transcription regulator complex; nucleus. Lineage: Eukaryota; Metazoa; Chordata; Actinopteri; Gadiformes; Gadidae.
AUGGUGUUCAGGUCGCCACUGGAGCUUUUCUCCGCCUCUCGGCUGCUCCUGCCCCACUUCACCGACGGGGGGACCUUCCAGUCGGGGUCCUGCUCCCCGGAGGAGCCCGUCUCCACCUUCCCUCCCUUCGCCUUCCCCGGCCUCUGCUUCUCGGCCGCGCAGGUGGCCAGCGUCUGCGAGACUCUGGAAGAGACCGGAGACAUCGAGCGCCUGGCCCGCUUCCUCUGGUCCCUCCCGGUGGCCACGGGCGCUUGCGACUCCAUCUCGGAGCAGGAGUCGGUCCAGCGGGCUCGUGCCGUGGUGGCCUACCACACGGGAAGCUUCAGAGAGCUCUACCACAUCCUGGAGACGCACCGCUUUACGCGCGCCUCUCACGGUAAACUACAGGCCAUGUGGCUCGAGGCGCACUACCGCGAGGCCGAGAAGCUCCGCGGGAGACCGCUGGGGCCGGUUGACAAGUACCGCGUGAGGAAGAAGUUUCCGUUGCCCAGGACCAUCUGGGACGGGGAGCAGAAGACGCACUGCUUCAAGGAGCGCACGCGGGGGCUGCUCCGGGAGUGGUACCUGCAGGACCCCUACCCCAACCCGGGGAAGAAGCGGGAGCUUGCGCACGCCACCGGGCUGACCCCGACGCAGGUCGGCAACUGGUUUAAGAACCGGAGACAGAGGGACCGCGCGGCGGCCGCCAAGAACAGGUUGCAAAACCACGGCAUGGGGCGUGAGGGUGCGCGCUCACUCAGCGGGCCAGACUGCAGCCCGGACAGCCCUGACGGGGACGCGCUCCUCUCGGUGACGGACAGUGACUCGGACUUUGACGUGUGA